This is a messenger RNA of Sitophilus oryzae (rice weevil), 2910 nucleotides long. Its product is annotated as oxidative stress-induced growth inhibitor 2-like. The transcript has 5 exons. The record is from RefSeq and is a predicted model, not a curated record. Lineage: Eukaryota; Metazoa; Arthropoda; Insecta; Coleoptera; Curculionidae. Bases 240 to 1964 code for a protein of 574 amino acids.
CUUUGAGGUGAAGGCUGUACAAUCCGACGUUGACACAACUCGCGGAUCGAAUCAAUACAGUCUUUUACUAUAUUUUCUACGACGAUUUAUAGUGAAAUUAUUGAAUGAAAAAGUGAUUACAUAUAACAAUUACCGCCGGUAUCAGUGGAAUUUUAUAUUUUCUACUGUGUUUUGCGAUUGGACACUCAUACCUUGACAACAGACGUAGAUCCUACAUUUAGAGAAACCAUACAAAAACCAUGAGGACUGUACAAAAUCAAAGUGACAAUACUAUUUACAAGGAUGUGAUUGUCAUUGGUAAUGGACCAAGUGGUAUAGCUAUGUCGCUAAUUCUGAGCGGAAAAUUGCCAUAUCUUACCACCGACGAACAUCCAGACGAGAUGCUCAGUGCCAGACUGAAGAAUGUCACUUCAUCGUGUCUGAUAUCGCAGGAUUUAGGACUUCUGGCUCAGGGAUUGGAGGGAAGGUCUAGUAAUCCUGUCUCGUUACUUAUGGACGCCCUGCUACAUCCCUAUGCCGAUUUGGGAUUGGAAAUGGAACCGUUGCUAGAAUUUAGACAGAUGGGAAAAGAGAUUGAUCACCUGGUGUUAGGUCGAGGCCCUCCCGGCGGUUCCUGGCACACCAUGGACCCCGAUAUCCUGACCCUUUCUCUCGGAAGUUGGAUGGCCUUGCCAGGUAUUCCUUUUCCCUCUUGCAUCACCAACGAGAAACGGGCGUUUGCCCGUGACGUGGCAGCCUAUUACGAGCGAUACGUGGAUGAAAUGGACCUGAACCGCUACUUCAAAACCAACACGGUAGUUACUGGCGUCAGAAGCCUCAUUAGUACGAAGCCUUCAAACGCUCCAACAUCUAGCGCUUUCUGGAACCUCGUGGAUAGAGUUAAGGUGCAUAUAGAGCCGGAAACCAGCAUGGCAACUAGCCCUUGUUUCCUAACUAACGCUUUAAAUUGUCUUCUCGUCCGUAGUAGCAACAGGAGGAACAGGCUUUGUAGGAGGUCGAAGAAUAUGCAUCAGGAUGCGUCGCUUAGAAAGUUGAACAACAAACCUGAGACCGUCAUCAUUCCCAAGCACGAGAAGAAGAGAUCGAGGUCUUGUUGUUGUUACCAAAGCGAAACAGGACCGAUUUCACGAAGCCCCGACUCAUUUGCCCCCCAGAACGUGCCUUUAUACAAUAAGUUCAAUUCCUGUGAUUCCCCUAGAGAGCCCCGAUGGAUCGUGAAGAGCCUUGAUGUGGAGACUGGUGAAACCACGACCUACAGCUGUAAAUACGUUGUCCUAGCUUGUGGAGCGAAUGACUCACCUAACAGGCUGGAGAUUUUCAAGGGUCGGACAGACCCAGAAUGCCUAGUGCACGAUUUGAGAAGUUUGGAGUCGAAAUUAGAUGAAGCACUGAAGGCGACGAAUAUUCUGGACCCGGUGCUGAUUGUAGGAGCUGGUUUGAGCGCCGCUGAUGCUGUAAUGGCUGUGCGACAAAGAAACGUGCCUGUUGUUCACGUUUUUAGAGGAAAAUCAGCGGAAUUCAACAAGCAGCUGCCUGAGAAUAUGUAUCCAGAGUAUCACAAGGUACACCAAAUGAUGAACGACGGUGGGUCCACUUACCCCCUUUACCAAGCUUUCCCCGAACACUCUCUGACCGACUUCGAACCAGGAUCCAACACUGUCAAACUUCUCUCUAAAACUGGUCAAGAGGUCAAGCUAAAUAUAUCCUUCGCCGCAGUGUUAAUUGGAUCGAAGCCUAACCUCUCCUUUAUGCAACCGGAAGAUUUGAAAUUGGGCAUUUUCAAAGAUAGAGAUAUAGACUCCAAGACCAACCCCAUCAAUAUCAAUUUGCUGACGUACGAAGUGGCCGGACACGAAGGGUUGUUUGCUAUUGGACCGUUGGUGGGCGAUAAUUUCGUUCGAUUUUUGACCGGUGGCGCAGUCGCUGUCGGAUCGGAAUUAUACAAAAAGAUGAACUUAAUUUAAGUCCUUAAUAAGUAAAAAAUAUGGUUUAGCAAUGGUUAACGUAAAAUUGCCCUUUUGCAGAAUUUAAUGGCCUCAGUCAAUCGGUACUAGUCCACAAAUUUUCGAUUUUUUUUUAAAUUCAAAUAAAUUUUAAGAUUAACUUGAGCUGAGCGUUGUAAUGUAGCGGUGUAGCGGUUUGUAACACAAUAAUACAAAUUCGGCGAACGUCCGCCAUUCCAGUCAUAUUUCUAGUAGACACAGUGGCCUUAAUUGUGGUUAAACGUGCUUCUUUUAAUUAUGGCUGUGUAAGAAAUAUAAUAAAUAGCUAAAAAGUUUGAAUAAACGUAGUACUUCUAAUUUUUAGAUCCGACAUUUUUUAAAGGUUGAAAAAAUACUGGAGCAAAGGGAGCCGAGGAGCAUUGAAAACGGAAUUUUCGCGUUUUGACUCCGAGCGAAACACUCGUCGCGAGCAGCGUAUAAGCGUUACAUUACAGCUCUCGGCAAUAGAGGGAGAUGGCCGAUUCUGCGCCAGGAGCAAGGAACAGGAAGUGACGUCAGACGUAAAUCAGCUACGAACAUGUAAAAUAGGCUAAUAAAUAACCAGGUUUAAACAGGAAAUGACCGCUUUUGAACUGCUGUGAACCGCUUUGUAGCUUAAAACAACAGACCUGUUCAUUUUUUGUUCAAACCCGUUUAUUGUUGUUUUAAAGCGGUUGUUUCCUGUUUAAACCUGUUUAUUCUUGUUUAUUAGCCUAUUUUACAUGUUUUUAGCUGAUUUACGUCUGACGUCACUUCCUGCUCCAUGCUCCUGGCGCAGAAUCGGUCAUCUCCCUCAACUCUCGGUUCAAGUCAGUCCACUUUUAGUUACAUUAAAACUUGAAAAUAGUAUAGCAAAUAUGGAUAAAAUGCUAUAAAUAUAGAUAUCUCUCGUUUUGACAUUUAACAUCGUUUUUGGCUCAAACUAAAA